Molecule: messenger RNA, 1963 nt
Organism: Cydia strobilella
Lineage: Eukaryota; Metazoa; Arthropoda; Insecta; Lepidoptera; Tortricidae
Exons: 6
Coding region: 94-1917 (607 amino acids)
Molecular function (GO): histone binding
Source: RefSeq, a predicted model, not a curated record
CUUGAAUAAGUUGAAUAGACGUUGCUUGAAGUAUUUUUUAGUCUAUUUUCAUAUUUCUGUUAUUUGUGUUUUAGUUCAGAUAUUUAAUUUAUAAUGGAGAUAGAUGGAGACACACCGAAUUUAACAGACUAUAUGUCUGCGAAUAUAGCUGGUGGGAGCAUCGCAAAAAACACAGAAGUGAUAGAUAUCUCAGAUUAUCGCGUCAGCAAAAAGGAAAGCAGACUUUCCAAUACCUACAACAAGGAUCUGUGCAGAGGCAACAAACCUCUAACAGAUUUUAUAAACAAAUGCCUAUUUCUCGACCCAACCAUAGGCAUGGAGGCUGUUAUUAAUAAAGUUUUACUGCCGUCUUAUGCUAAAGCUGACAAAGAAUAUAAAGAGUCAAAUAAAUUUAAAAGAGUUAUAACUAAAGCAUUUCAAAGACUGAUCGAUAAUCCUGGUAGGAAAUACAGUCAUAUAAACAAUGUUGUUGAUACUCUGAAGUUUCAUGUUGAAACACCACCCCAAUGUAAUAUCUCUCCAUUAAAGAAAAGAGUGAAUUUUAUCACACUGUCUACUAAAGUGUCAGUAAAACCCAAUGAUAGGAAAAGACCAAUGAUUCAAAGUAGCAGCAGAAUCUGCCCACCAAAGAAAUCUAAAUCUGAAGUUAUUGCACUGGACUGUGAUGAUGAUGAUGAAGUUAUUCCAAUAGAUGAUGAAGCCGAUGAAGAUAAUAGUAGUAAUCAGGUCAAAGUGGAUCACAAGAGAAAUUCACAAACAGAGGAAGAAAAUUUUGUCCAUGGUGAUACUGAUAUAAUUGAAAUUCAAGAUAGUCAAGAAGUAAAAAUAACCGAUGAAAAGGAAAGUGAUCAUUCAGUAAAUAGAUCAAAUGGUGAUAAAUCUACUCCUGAGCACAUAGAAGCAAAAAGUAAUGAAAUUGAACAUGAAAAAGAAAAUUUAGGAUCCAAUGAAAACUUAUUAGUACCGCAUAAAGAAAAGAUUAUUAGAUUAGAGAAACCUAAAUUAAAGAAGAAGGAGCCAGAAGAAAUGACUGAAGUUGAGAAAGCCAGAAGGAUAAGAAUAAUAGAGGCCAAGAUCGAAAAAUACAAUAAAACUAUUGCUCAACUUAAUUUAGAAGAGGUCACGGAUGAUUCUUUAAAUUCACCUUAUCAUAAAUGUGAUCGCUUACAAGCAGCAAUCGUGAAACUAUACAAAGAACUAUGUACUUUAGUUGGUGAAGAGCCACCUAAAAAGCGGAAAAUACAACUUCAGAUCAAAGAGGGUGUGCCACAAGGCCCUAUCAAGAGGCUGGAGACAUUCCUCAACAAACGGGCAGAUGCGGAGGGCGAGACGCCGUUCCCGGACUUUAGUGAUGUCAUUAGAUGUGUGGAGAAAGCCAAUGAAGUGGACGGUCUCGGAUGGAGUAAAGCGAAAAUUAUGAAAGAAGCUCAGUCAAUAUUUACGUACUGCGGUCGCGCGCUCCAAAAGAAGCGUCAGCAGCGCGAAUGGAAACACCUCCGCGCCUUGGCGAGACCGGAAGAGUUCGAGGCCGAUCCAGCCGAGACCGACAUGGAGUUGCAGGCGAGGCUGGAGGCCAACCGGCGCCUCGCCAGCCAGCGAGAGGCCGAAGUCUUCAACAAAUACACGCAAUUGGCGGACGUCCCAGAACCAGUGGCUUCAACAAGCUUCGCAAUAGAAGAACCUCCAGAUCUCGAAAACAGCUCAAGUGACGAAGAAACUGAACCAACUCACCCUAUAAUACUCAAGGAAAGUAACAGCAAUGAUAACGUUACUAGUAAUGUUAACGAGACUGAAGUUGUAGUGAAACAGGAGCCAGAAGAAGUGCCGAUAAAGAUUCAGUAUCAGGGUGAUGUAAGUUUGGUUAUAAUUAUAUCGGACUCUGAGAGUGAGGAAGAGUAUGGUGUUUUGACAUUUUAAUUAUCAUUAGUGUCCAACCGAAGUUUUUCAUAAAUCAUAAAUCAAC